CCACGGUUGACUACUCCCUCAAAAACUCUAACCAUGGUUAGUUAGCUCAAGGCCUUCUCUGGCUCCUUCCGUUCCACUGGCUCUUGAGUUCAGCUGAGCUGAGCUUUAACACGAGCCUGUCUCUCUAUGAACGUCAGACUGUGUGGAUCUAAGCUAUGCUGAGGAAAUCUCCUGUUAUAACCACUCCAGAUCCGCUCUCUUUCACGUAGAUCUCACCACUUUUGCAACGGGAUCUACCUGAAUCUCUCCAAUUUCCCUUGGAAUUAGUGUUUUCCGCCGGAGGUUGUAUAUUUUCCGGGAAAAUUGUGCGUCUUGGGUUGGAUGUUAGACGGGGAUGAACUAUUUUCCGGACGAGGUUUUAGAGCACGUGUUCGAUUUCGUAUCAUCGCAUAGGGACCGCAACGCGGUAUCUCUGGUGUGCAGAUUAUGGCAUAGAGUAGAAAGGCUUAGUAGGCAGAGAGUGUUCGUCGGAAACUGUUAUGCACUCAGUCCCGAGAUACUGAUCGCGAGGUUUCCGGGUCUCAAGUCGCUAACUUUGAAGGGGAAGCCUCAUUUUGCAGACUUCAACUUGGUGCCACAUGACUGGGGAGGCUAUGUGCAACCUUGGAUCGAGGCCUUGUCAAAUAGUAGGAUUGGCUUGGAAGAGCUUAGACUGAAGAGAAUGGUGGUCUCGGAUGAGAGCCUCGAGCUUCUUUCGCGGUCUUUCGCGAAUUUUAAGUCUUUAGUGCUUGUUAGCUGUGAAGGGUUCACCACCGUUGGCCUUGCAGCUAUAGCUGCUAACUGUAGGUUUCUUAGGGAGCUGGACCUGCAAGAAAAUGAAAUUGACGAUCAUAGUGGCCACUGGCUUAGUUGCUUUCCUGACAGCUGCACAUCACUCAUCUCCCUGAAUUUUGCGUGCCUCAAAGGAGAAAUUAAUUUAGCAUCUCUUGAGAGACUUGUGGCAAGAUCUCCUAAUCUCAGGAGUUUGAGGUUAAAUCGUGCGGUGCCUCUUGAGACGCUCCAAAAUAUAUUGAUGCGAGCGCCUCAACUAGUGGAUUUAGGGACAGGAUCAUAUGUCCAUGAUCCUGAUUCAGAGACCUACAAUAAACUCAAGCAUACCAUUCUGAAUUGUAAAUCAAUUAGGAAUUUAUCAGGGUUUUUGGAGGUUGCUCCUCGCUGCCUGCCAGCCUUUUACCCUAUCUGCUUGAAUUUGACCUCCUUAAACCUAAGCUACGCCGCAGGGAUUCAUGGUUCUGAGCUUGUAAAGCUAAUUCGGCACUGUGCAAAACUUCAGCGCCUAUGGAUACUGGAUUGUAUUGGAGAUAAGGGACUAGAAGUCGUAGCUUCCACUUGUAAAGAGUUGCAGGAAUUGAGGGUUUUCCCAUCUGAUCCCUUUGGGGUCGGGCAUGCUGCUGUGACAGAAAAUGGCCUGGUUGCUAUAUCUGUUGGUUGCCCAAAGCUUCAUUCAUUGCUGUACUUCUGCCAGCAGAUGACAAAUGCUGCUCUCAUAGCCGUAGCCAAGAACUGUCCAAAUUUUAUCCGCUUCAGACUCUGCAUUCUUGACCCUACAAAACCUGACCCUGUGACCAUGCAGCCUUUAGAUGAUGGCUUUGGAGCAAUUGUCCAGUCAUGCAAGCGUCUUCGACGAUUGUCGCUAUCUGGCCUUCUAACUGAUUGGGUUUUCCUUUACAUUGGGAUGUAUGCUGAGCAGCUUGAAAUGCUCUCAGUCGCAUUUGCUGGGGACAGUGACAGGGGCAUGCUCUACGUGUUAAAUGGGUGCAAGAAGCUUCGCAAGCUUGAGAUCAGGGACUGCCCGUUUGGUAACAAGGCACUUCUAACGGACGUGGGAAAGUAUGAAACAAUGCGAUCCCUUUGGAUGUCGUCCUGUGAAGUUACUCUUGGAGGCUGCAAGACACUUGCGAAGGAGAUGCCUAGGCUUAAUGUGGAGAUCAUAAAUGAACAUGAUCAGAUGGAAAUUGGCUCAGAUGAGCAGAGAGUAGAGAAGAUGUAUCUGUAUCGGACACUGGUCGGGCCAAGGAAAGAUGCACCGGAAUUUGUGUGGACAUUGUAGGUGAGGUGUAUUCGGGCUGUCUCAUAGGCUGUGCCAUUUUUAUUUUUAUUUUUAUUUUUUCAUGUUAUUAAGUAGUACUUCUUUUAGACCGUCAUGGUGAAUUAGCGUUAUGUUAUUGUUAUAUGUACAAGAGGUUUGCUAUUUGUAAUUUUCGUUAUUAUAAAUAGAGUUGUGCUGGCAUUGGCAAAUUUAAUAA
This is a messenger RNA of Juglans microcarpa x Juglans regia, 2246 nucleotides long. Its product is annotated as protein AUXIN SIGNALING F-BOX 2-like. The coding region runs from base 335 to 2050 and encodes 571 amino acids. The record is from RefSeq and is a predicted model, not a curated record. Gene Ontology annotation, molecular function: protein binding. Gene Ontology annotation, cellular component: SCF ubiquitin ligase complex. Gene Ontology annotation, biological process: SCF-dependent proteasomal ubiquitin-dependent protein catabolic process. The transcript has 4 exons. Lineage: Eukaryota; Viridiplantae; Streptophyta; Magnoliopsida; Fagales; Juglandaceae.